CGACUACAAGAUGGAUUCAUAUUACUUUCAUCAACCGUUACGGCAUAUCAUACACAUUGUCGUUGGAAUAUUUGGUUCUCAAAUCCCUCCAUAACAUUCGCAUUCACCCAAAUCGGACGAUCCCCUCAAUCAACUACAAGAUGCCGGCUACUUAUAACUACGAGUACUUCAACGUCACAUUUCCGGAGCAAUAUGUGGCACAUGUUGAAAUCAACCGCCCGGAGAAGAUGAAUGCCUUCAUCGAAAUAAUGUGGCUGAAUCUCGAGCAAAUCAUUAAGAAGCUGUCGCGAGACUCCGACGUUCGGGCCAUUGUACUCACAGGCGCUGGUGAUCGAGCGUAUACUGCGGGUCUAGAUGUUCAAGCCGCCUCACAGGGGACCAUUGGGGGCAAGGGCAAAGUUGCGGAUGUUGCAAGAGAAAUGAACAAAGUGCGUCAGCAUGUUCUUGAGUUCCAAGACUGCAUCACUGCGCUAGAACGAUGCGAUAAGCCCAUCAUCACCGCUCUCCACGGAUACAGCUUUGGUCUUGCUAUCGACAUGUCCGUGACUUGCGAUAUCCGAGUGUGCAGCGCAGACACUCGAUUUAGCGUCAAAGAGGUGGACAUUGGCAUCGCAGCUGACAUCGGGACUUUGACCAGGCUCCCCAAAGCCGUCGGAAACCAGAGCUGGGUGAAGGAGGUCUGUUUGACUGCGCGUAUCUGGAGCGCCGAAGAAGCACUUCGUGUCGGCUAUGUCAGCCAUAUCUUCCCGGACAAAGCUGCCGCCGUCAAGGGAGCCUUUGGGAUCGCGAAACUGAUUGCUGAGAAGAGCCCUGUGGCCACUCUGGGAACGAAGAACAUUAUCAACUUUUCAAAGGACCGACGUGUUGAAGAUGGCCUGAUUUACACCGCUGUUUGGAAUGGCGGCAUGAUCCAAACCAAGGAUACCAAAGAUGCCCUACUGUCAGGACUACAAAAGCGAAAACCGACGUUUGAGAAGCUGUAGAGCAGCUCGUACUUGGAGCGUUCUGGAAUAACACCUGGUUGUUUGCCUGGGCCACGGGAGGUCAUCAAUCCUGCGGGCCAUGAAGUUAUUUAUCACUAGCCAUCUGGAAAUUCUUGGAGAUGUGUAAAGCAUAUUGCCAGUGCAUCCUCAGUCGGGCUUAGCAUGUUAUCAUAGCAAUAUAUAUUGUUCGAAUACCAAUGACAUCA
Molecule: messenger RNA, 1189 nt
Organism: Eremomyces bilateralis CBS 781.70
Lineage: Eukaryota; Fungi; Ascomycota; Dothideomycetes; Eremomycetales; Eremomycetaceae
Product: ClpP/crotonase
Exons: 5
Coding region: 141-983 (280 amino acids)
Cellular component (GO): mitochondrion
Molecular function (GO): delta(3,5)-delta(2,4)-dienoyl-CoA isomerase activity
Source: RefSeq, a predicted model, not a curated record